AUGGAAUCUCGUCUAAAUGAUUCCUCGGAUGCUGUCCCUGGUUCAGUCUCUGUAAAAAGAAGCAUACUCUACCUGGACGCUUAUGACUCAUUCUCCAACAAUGUGAUUUCUAUGCUGGAAGAAAAUCUAGAUGUCCGGGUGACAGUUUUGACAGUCGACUCGGAAUGGCCCGAACAGGGAAUGAAUAGCUUUCUCGCUGGCUUCGAUGCCGUUGUCUUGGGACCGGGACCAGGGAAUCCAGAAUGUGCAGCAGACGUUGGUAUCAUGAGAGACGUGUGGGGUCUCAAAGAAGAAAACCUAGUCCCUGUGCUCGGCAUUUGUCUCGGCUUUCAAAGUUUGUGUCUUCAUCAUGGCCUGUCUAUCAAGCGGCUCCCGUGCCCUUUGCAUGGCCAGGUACAUCGAUUGAGCAAUGAAAACGGUGAUAUCUUUGCGGGAUUGGAUGAUUUUGAAGUCACUUUGUAUCAUUCUCUAUAUGCGUCGACGGAUGAUAUUAAAGAUGAAACUUGUCUAGAAGACUCUACUGGACCACUUUCGUUUCUUGCUUGGUUGCCAGUCGAGGAGACUGAAAUGCAAACUCGAAGAAUCCCAAUGGCGGUUCGCCACAAGCAAAGGCCCUUUUGGGGCUUUCAAUUUCACCCAGAGUCUUGCAAGUCUGACGCCAAUGCUUGCAAAGAACUGCUAAGUAGGUGGUGGGCAGCAGCUAUGGAUUUUAACCGAGACUCGUCACGUUGCAUUCAGCCUGCUUCAAUCGAGCAGCCUGUGAGCAACUCUACGGGGUCAACUACGCACAAACAUCUGGAAACUAUUUUUGACAGUUUAACAUCGGACACUGCGCAAGAAUGCUUUCGCCGUUCAUUUUCCCUGCAAGACUUGUGUGCAGAGAAUAUCUUUGAGUUGGUCAACACUCCUGGUUCCCCAUCGGUACUAUUUCAGUCGAAUGGAAGAUACAGUAUCAUGUCGAUUUUGUCCCCCCAGAGUUGGAGAAUGGAAUACUUUGUUCCAAGCGAGACCCUUGAUAUCCACACGAUCAACACGCCGACCACAACAACCGAGAAACAAAUCAGCAUCUCAGUGGAUGCCCUUUGGGAUGCGCUUAGGCAUGUAAUGAACAAGAGGAGGGUUUUAUCAGGAAGACAAGACGUUCCCUUUUGGGGAGGAUUUCUGGGAUAUUUUUCCUACGAAAUGGGGCUUGCUGGCCUGGCUCAUCCCAAAACAUCGCCACUUCGAUCAUCUGAUCCUUGGAAUAUAAUAUCAGGCGAGAAAGAAAGCGACGCUGUUCCUGAUGUCAGCUUGUUGUGGGUCGAGAGAAGUAUUGUCAUUGACAAUAAUCUGCAGACCAUUCACAUUCAAUCAACGCGAGAAGCCGAUGAUAUUUCGAACGGCUGGUUAGACGUGAUUAAUGAACGAAUCUGCGAGUAUGCUUCCGUUCAAAGAAGCCAAGAAGCUGUUACAACAACUGCUUCCAAAACGAUUGAAAUUGAGCGCCAUAACUUUCUGACCUCCACGGAAAGAGAACUGGUCGACAAACUCCUUGAAGGAUCUAAGAUGAUUACACCUGAUGAAGCGUCAUACAAGCUCAAAAUUGACGAGUGUCAGCAAGAACUCAAGGCGGGAGAGUCUUACGAACUUUGCCUUACUGGGGAGACAGCCAUUACUUUGCCAGCAAUUGCGGAUGAAAAUCUCCGCAAGUUGCGUCCAUGGCUGAUAUACAAAAAGCUCAAGGCAUACAACCCGGCUGUUUUUAGUGCAUAUGGUUGCCUUGGUCGUGUCAAGAUAGCGAGCAGCAGUCCCGAAUGCUUUCUCAAUUGGGAUAGGAAAUCGACUCUCGAGAUGAAGCCCAUGAAGGGAACGGUACGAAAGUCCCCGGGGAUGACCUUUGAGAAAGCCAAGGAGAUUCUUGGAUCAACCAAGGAGAUGGCAGAAAAUCUCAUGAUUGCGGAUUUGAUCCGCCACGAUUUGUAUGGAAUCUGUGGAUCAGGAAAUGUGCAUGUUGAAAAGCUGCUAGAAGUCGAAGACUACGGCCGUGUCUACUCGAUGAUUACGCACGUCAAAGGAGUUGCUGCCGAUGAAAAAUCGGUCGAAGCUCACAGCACAAGCAUGGCUGUACACGGUCUAACAACUCUUCAGCGCUCUUUGCCACCAGGCUCUAUGACCGGAGCGCCCAAGGAACGUUCAUGCAUGCACCUCGAUCGGAUAGAAGGGAGACAGCGUGGAUUAUACUCGGGCGUCAUGGGGUAUCUUGACCUCGGCGGCGCUGGCAGUUUCUCCGUUUUGAUACGAACUGCAUUUAGCUGUUCAGACGACGAUACCGAGAACAGCCCCGAAGUAUGGCGUGUUGGCGCCGGAGGGGCUGUGACUAUUCUGAGUACGGCUCAAGGCGAGUGGGAUGAGAUGAUCACGAAGCAGAGAACGGUGGCCAGUAUAUUUGGGCCUGCCAAGUAA
Molecule: messenger RNA, 2442 nt
Organism: Talaromyces rugulosus
Lineage: Eukaryota; Fungi; Ascomycota; Eurotiomycetes; Eurotiales; Trichocomaceae
Exons: 1
Coding region: 1-2442 (813 amino acids)
Biological process (GO): L-tryptophan biosynthetic process
Source: RefSeq, a predicted model, not a curated record